This is a messenger RNA of Kickxella alabastrina, 1294 nucleotides long. RefSeq lists its product as uncharacterized. The transcript has 3 exons. The record is from RefSeq and is a predicted model, not a curated record. Gene Ontology annotation, cellular component: chromatin; chromosome, centromeric region; Ctf18 RFC-like complex. Gene Ontology annotation, biological process: maintenance of mitotic sister chromatid cohesion; mitotic sister chromatid cohesion. NCBI's taxonomy places the organism in Eukaryota, Fungi, Kickxellomycota, Kickxellomycetes, Kickxellales, Kickxellaceae. Bases 225 to 1202 code for a protein of 325 amino acids.
GAAGGGCACAAAAAACAAAAUAAAGAACGUCAUACUAUCUGUCUCCCCUCCCCCAAUCUCAACGAGGCUCUGACAAAUUGUGCUGCGACUCGGACUCAGUGUCCGCACACGUAAAAAAAUAGCCGAAAAAUAAGUGAAAGAAAAAAUUGGCCGGUUCAGCUUACAUUUUUCACUUAAGCACUUUAAGCGCUUUUUUCGUGCGCAGCUCGCCUCUCUUUUUUAUUAUGCUUGUUUGGUACGCACGCGUUUUGCGAUCUUCUACGAUUUUGUCUAUUUUUCUUCAACACUGCUGCAUUAAAUUUCUUUUCUCUACACGCAUUAAUAUUUCCUUGCUUCUCGUAAGCAAGUCAGCCAUGUUAUCAUCAUCAUCCGCAGUGUUUGGGCUGUCGGCAAGCGACGGAUAUCCCGAGGAAUACCGGCUAUUAGAGCUAACGCCCGAGAUUGUCGCACAACUAGAGUCACAAUCACCAACAUCAACGAGCAACCUGAGAGUGCGCGGCCGAGCAACCGACGUCGCCACACUCAUCGACCUCGAAGACAACGCCUACAACCUGCACACAUCACACACAUCCAACAACCUUUACCUUCUGACAACCGAACCAGCAACAGAACCUCAGGGAUUUUCCGCCCUGGUGCUGCGCUCAAAGACCAACCAAACCCUGGAACUGCAAAAGAUCCGGCCACAAAUACGUGCAAGAGUCGUUGAGGUUCUGCAGUGGGACGAGCGCGGACCCUUUCGUGGCACAGAGUUUGACCAGCAGCGCAUGGACGAAACCACGCCGCCGCAGCUGCGCAGCAGUGAAGAGCACGGUCGGGGCGAGCAAUGGGGCAGUGUACAGAUUCCCACAUCGCUUGUGCGUGACAUGGCUUAUGCCUCUACACCAAUUGACGCCAACCUACUGUAUAGCACGGGCGGCGUGUCUUUUCACUCGACUCUACUGAACCCUUUAUUCCGCAGCUCGCUUCCAAAUGAGCCGAGGUCCAGGCUGCAACGCUUGUUUGAGAUCAAGCCGCGGUGGUCUAGAUCAGAGGUGCGGCCGUUUCUCGAGGAUCUCGUUGAUGUUGAUUUGGAUUUGCUCGAGACCGGCGAUGAGAAGACUUUUUUGGCCGCUGGUAAGACUAUUGACACCUGGCUGAUCAAGUUUGGCCGCGGCGUCAAAAGCUCCUCCGGAGAAAUGGUUUACUCGAGCAGGGUCAACUAAAAUUUUAAAAAAAAACCAAUUUUUUUGUCGUAUUGAAACAGUUACGCUCGUUUUUACAUGCCAGACCAUAAAGCAUAGGGUUGCUAUGACCA